GCUAACUGUUUUGGCUUGGGUUCAAAUACUGAUGAGAAGCACAUGAUCGGUAACAAUGUAUUUUCCAAACUAGUCAAGCACUACAGAUGCGGUGAUCUGUGUGUGAUGUACCUGGCUUUCGUGGAUCUACAGACGAGUUCUCAUUCAGUCCCUGAGGGCUCUCUGGAGUCAAACAAGGAUACGACUACACACCGCUGAGGCUGUUCUAAAUUGAUUGACACCUCCAUUCUGCACCAUGAGGAAAUUUGUCCUGCUGUGUCUGCUGGCUCUGUGCCAUGCCAAACCCUACAAGCCAAUCAACAUCAUGGACGUCCUGAGAGACCAUGAUAUCUUGAUGCGAGACGCAGAUGAUGAUGAUGAUGAUGAUGAAAAUGACCUUUUCCCGUCCUGGGAUCCCCCUGAGCCAGACUGCCCUUUCGGUUGUCAGUGUUCUCGACGGGUGGUUCAGUGCUCGGAUCUGGGUCUAAUAUCAGUCCCAGACAAGAUUCCAGUGAACACAUUGAUGAUUGAUCUUCAAAACAAUGACAUAACCGAAAUUAAGGAAGAUGACUUCAAAGGCAUGGACAAGCUUUAUGCCCUCUACCUGGUCAAUAACAAGAUAUCAAAGGUCCACCCCAAAGCCUUCCGCAGUAUGGAGAAGCUGCAGCUGCUGUAUCUGUCCUACAACCUGCUGACCCAGAUCCCUCCCAACCUGCCCCAGAACAUCCUGGAGUUACGCAUCCACGACAACAAGAUCAACAGGGUCCAGAAAGAGGCAUUCAAGGGGAUGAGAUCACUGCAUGUUCUUGAGAUGAGUGCCAACCCACUUGCUAAUAAAGGGAUCGAGUUGGGGGCCUUUGAUUCCAUGUCUACCCUGUACAUAAGGAUUGCAGAGGCAAAACUAACAGCAGUGCCAAAAGACUUGCCUUCCUCACUAACGGAGCUCCAUCUGGACUACAACAAUAUUGCAAAAGUGGAAGUAGAGGACUUUCUCAGAUACAAAAACCUGAUGAGGUUGGGUUUGGGAUUCAACCAAAUCAAAUCUGUGGAGAACGGAAGUUUAGCCAGCAUACCAAACCUCAGAGAAGUACACCUGGACAACAACAAGCUGAAAAAGGUCCCACCAGGUUUAAGCUCACUCAAGUAUCUCCAGGUGGUAUACCUCCAUGCCAACAACAUAAACAGCGUGGGGGUCAAUGACUUCUGCCCUGUAAGGUCUAGGGCAAAGAAGAACCUCUACACAGGAAUCAGCCUUUUUGCCAACCCUGUCAAAUACUGGGAUGUCCAGCCUGCCACAUUCCGCUGUGUGUCCGGCCGAAGGGGAGUGCAGCUGGGCAACUUCAGGAGAAAGUGAUCUAUCCAUUCUCAGCCACUAGGGGGCAUUCUUACCUCAACAUUCGGUUCUAUGGCUGCUGUAGGCUAUAGCAUGAUGAUAUGAGUAAGGUUGCCUCUGUACACUGAGCUUGGGUCAGUCAUUUGAUCUUUCUAAACAGCAAUACAUUUGAGGUUACAAUAGAAUAAUAUGGACAUAUCAACAUUUAGUAUCUCUUCUACACGAGGAAGCCCAACUUCUCUACACUGUUUAUUGGCAUUAGAUUUGUUUAAUGAAUUUGUUUAGACUAGCAUAAGAGAAGAGCUGGGUGUCAAUACUUGAACAUGCUGUGUUUGAAAUUAGGUGGUCAAUAGAAGAAAAAUAAAGAUUACAAUUGUUUACAUGAAUGAGGGAAUACAUCAAGUUGUUAAUUAUAUUAGACAUACUAUUGCAAGCCAGUAUCUAGGCAGUGAAGAUGGAGUCAUCAAAAGAGGUUAAAUAAUCACCGUAACCCAGUCAAGCUUCUAAUGUACUGUAGUUAUGAGUGGAUUUUGCAAUUCAUCAUGUACAACUUUAGUUUAACCUCAUGUGAAUUUCUCCUCCCUUACUUUGACAUAUUGCAUGCUAAACUUCUAUAACUUGCAAGCUAGAAACCCUUAUUAAGCUAUACACCUUUAAAAAUAUAUAUAUAAAUACAAUAAGUAGCUGAAUUUUUCAUGUUUCAGUUGAACAUGUUUUUUUUUUUUACAAUUAUGUUUAAUUUACAGUUUGGUGCUAUGGUAUUUAUUAUGUUGAAAUAAACUUGAGUAUUCCCCUC
Molecule: messenger RNA, 2108 nt
Organism: Osmerus eperlanus (European smelt)
Lineage: Eukaryota; Metazoa; Chordata; Actinopteri; Osmeriformes; Osmeridae
Gene: aspn
Product: asporin (LRR class 1)
Exons: 9
Coding region: 236-1333 (365 amino acids)
Molecular function (GO): protein binding
Source: RefSeq, a predicted model, not a curated record